Messenger RNA from Aspergillus nidulans FGSC A4, 875 nucleotides. RefSeq lists its product as uncharacterized. The record is from RefSeq and is a predicted model, not a curated record. Lineage: Eukaryota; Fungi; Ascomycota; Eurotiomycetes; Eurotiales; Aspergillaceae. The transcript has a single exon. Bases 222 to 665 code for a protein of 147 amino acids.
AGAACAUCCAAGCGUCUACUCUCCCACCAUCACCUACCACUACUCAGACAAUCACACCAACAAGACUUCUUCAAACCAGCAUCAUGCCUUCCGUCGGUACAUCUCAGUUUCCUCCUUGCCCUGGACCUCCCCCAAAGGGCCCUCUGCCUCCUCUUCCCAAGUAAGCCUGUAUUCGGCUUUCUGACGAACCUGACGACCAUCGACUCGAGCGACUCCAUGCAAUGUUCCCCUGGAACACUCCAGGGAACCUGCGCGACCGUCGUUGCGCUAGGGACAUCGCAAUGGAAUUGGAUAUGAUACCACUCUUGGAACCUUACCACGACCUUUUCUAUCAGCUACCUUACCAUUACUUUUACUACUACGCCUUUUCACUCGCUUCUUCGCUUUUAAUCUCGACUUGCAUAGACCAGCGCAAUCUCAAGCAACGACAAUUGUUUUCGGCGCCUAAUCUUUUACUUCAUUCUUAUCGACCUUCUCGGUUUCACUCUCCGGCUAUUCUCGAUUUCAUCAUCACCUAUUUUCGCUAUUUCAUUCCACCAAUGGAGCGAGCGCGGGCGCAUUGCACCAACUUCUUCUGCAAUAGCGCUCUCAGAUACAACGCAAUCCUGUCUGCCGGUACCCGCGGGUAUUUGAUCUUCACUCGGGUGCAGGGGCCCCUGCCUUGACGACAAUCACUAUCAAAUCACCCCACUCGUGCUACUGCUUGCCAUCAGCCCAGCUCUGUCAGCAAUCAUUAAGGCGCCAACCCCGCAAAGCAAUAUCGCCAUGACAGCAUCAUGACACGACACCGCCGCAGCCCGUUUCAGUCGCAUGUGCUUGUCCAACCCAGUUUCAGGGGUUUCGAUCUGGCGCGCUGAUUCGGCAGCGCUUGCCCG